This is a messenger RNA of Melanotaenia boesemani (Boeseman's rainbowfish), 3170 nucleotides long. It is a transcript of the gene spg7, whose product is annotated as SPG7 matrix AAA peptidase subunit, paraplegin. Bases 157 to 2580 code for a protein of 807 amino acids. Gene Ontology annotation, biological process: protein-containing complex assembly; mitochondrial protein processing. The transcript has 17 exons. Gene Ontology annotation, molecular function: ATP-dependent peptidase activity; zinc ion binding; ATP binding. The record is from RefSeq and is a predicted model, not a curated record. NCBI's taxonomy places the organism in Eukaryota, Metazoa, Chordata, Actinopteri, Atheriniformes, Melanotaeniidae. Gene Ontology annotation, cellular component: membrane; m-AAA complex.
GAAAGUUGACACCGUUGAAUAAUAUAGCACAAUGCUAAUGCUAACGCUAACCCGAUGCUGUGGUAAACAAACGUCUCGUCUAAAUUUCAUGGAGGACUGAAAGUUAUGGCAUCACCGCAGUUCAGUUAAUGUUCAGUUUGACUCGUAAUAGAAACCAUGUCAGCUCUGUUGUUGCAGCACGGCGCUGGUGUUUGUAGAAAAUACAAUAGAUUUGUAUUGAGGACGCUGUCAAGGCGAAGCUCACAUGUAUUAGCAAACAAAUUGAUAUCCAACAAUACUGCUAAGAAUGCGUGGUCCAUGUGUGCUAAUGUCAGCCGGACCUUUCUUUCAAGUUCAGAGCGGACUUUCACAAUUCAGCCACAGAAGAAAAUCAUCCAGAGUCUUUUCAACAGACCUUUGGGUCCUGGUAUGGUGGGGCUAAGCAAGGAGUUAAUCAGGAACAACCUAUUCAGAAAUCCUGUUGGUUUAAUGAAUCUAUUAGGGGCAACAAAUUUUUUCAGUACAUCCCACUCUAAACAACAGAAAAAUAAAAGCAAUGGACCAAAGGGAAAAACACCAGAGGAAGAUGAAGAAGAGAAAAAACGCCGUGAGCAGGAGGAUCAGAUGUACCGGGAACGUCUUCGGACCCUCUUCAUCAUUGCACUCAUCAUGAGCCUGCUGAACUCCAUUAAUACCAGUGGUGGUAACAUCUCUUGGAAUGACUUUGUCAACGAGAUGCUGGCCAAAGGGGAGGUGUCACGCGUGCAAGUCGUUCCUGAGAGUGACAUUGUAGAAAUCUACCUUCAUCCUGGGGCAGUUAUCUUUGGAAGGCCUAGGCUGGCACUCAUGUACAGAAUGCAGGUCGCUAACAUUGACAAAUUUGAAGAGAAGCUGAGAGCAGCAGAGGAGGAGUUGAAUAUUGACACUAAGGACAGAAUACCAGUGUCUUACAAACGCACAGGAUUCUUUGGAAAUGCACUUUAUGCUUUGGGGAUGGCUGCUAUCGGAGUAGCUAUUCUCUGGUAUAUCUUUCGGCUGGCGGGCAUGGGUGGUAGAGAAGGCGGCUUCAGUGCUUUUAAUCAGCUGAAGAUGGCUAAGUUCACCAUUGUGGAUGGUAAAUCGGGUAAAGGUGUGAGUUUCAAAGAUGUGGCAGGCAUGCAUGAGGCUAAGGUGGAAGUAAAGGAAUUUGUUGACUACCUCAAGAGUCCAGAACGAUACCUCCAGCUGGGAGCCAAGGUUCCUAAGGGUGCACUGCUGCUUGGGCCCCCAGGAUGUGGCAAGACCCUGCUAGCUAAGGCUGUAGCUACAGAGGCCCAAGUUCCAUUUCUAGCUAUGGCUGGUUCUGAGUUUGUGGAGGUCAUUGGAGGUCUUGGUGCUGCAAGGGUACGAAGUCUGUUCAAGGAGGCUCGUGCUCGAGCGCCCUGCAUCGUCUACAUUGAUGAGAUUGAUGCUGUAGGAAAGAAGCGCUCCAGCAACAUGUCAGGCUUCUCCAACACUGAAGAGGAGCAGACUCUCAACCAGCUGCUGGUUGAGAUGGAUGGAAUGGGAACAACUGAUCAUGUCAUCGUUCUUGCCUCCACAAACAGAGCAGAUAUCUUGGACAACGCUCUAAUGAGACCAGGCAGACUGGAUAGGCACAUCUUCAUAGAUCUGCCGACAUUGCAGGAGAGGAAGGAGAUCUUUGAGCAGCAUCUAAAGAUCCUGAAGUUGACCCAACCAGCUAAUUUCUAUUCUCUGCGGCUAGCUGAGCUCAGCCCUGGCUUCAGUGGUGCAGACAUUGCUAACAUUUGCAAUGAAGCUGCUCUUCAUGCUGCCAGAGAGGGUUUCAAAUCCAUUGAUACUUUUAACUUUGAGUAUGCAGUGGAGAGAGUGAUAGCAGGGAGUGUAAAGAAGAGUAAGAUCCUGUCUAAAGAAGAGCAGAGGGUGGUUGCGUUUCAUGAGUCUGGGCAUGCCUUAGUGGGAUGGCUACUUGAACACACAGAGGCUGUGAUGAAGGUAUCCAUUGCUCCGCGGACAAAUGCAGCCCUGGGAUUUGCUCAGAUCUUACCCCGUGACCAGUACCUGUUCACCAAGGAGCAGCUGUUUGAGCGUAUGUGUAUGGCUCUCGGAGGAAGAGCUUCUGAAGCGAUCACCUUUAACAAAGUUACCACAGGAGCUCAAGAUGACCUGCGCAAGGUGACACGUGUGGCCUACUCUAUGGUGAAGCAGUAUGGCAUGUGUGACAGCGUUGGACACGUCUCAUUCCCAGAAACAGAGGAGCAGGGUGCCAUUGGGCGGCGUCCGUUCAGCCAAGGCCUGCAGCAACAGAUGGACCAUGAGGCUAAGAUGUUGAUAGCUCGUGCAUACAGACACACAGAGAAGCUGCUCUUGGAGAACAGAGACAAGCUGACACUGCUGGCUAAUGCUCUGUUAGAACGUGAGGUGGUGAAUUAUGAUGACAUUGAAGCCUUGUUGGGACCACCACCUCAUGGCCCUAAGAAGAUGAUCCGCCCACAGAGCUGGGUGGAGGCUGAGAGGGACAAGCAAGACACAGGAGAAAACGAACCUGAGCCACCUCCUCGCAAACACGCAGAGGAAGACUUGAAUCCUCAGUUGGGCUGAUUUUAGUUAACUCUUAACACUUUACCAACUUCUGCUUUUGUUUGUUCAUCAAAGCCUGAUGGAAAUUCUCUAAAACCUUGGACGGAGUCCUUACUUUGAAGCUUUGUGCUGCUGACAGUGAAAUCAAAGCUCCUAAAAUGCUGCAAUCCAUGUUGAUGUUUGUAUAAAUGUUCAAAUGCACCAGUUUUCCACCCAGCUGACCUGUUUAGCUAACCGUAAUGAUGAUCUGCAGCUUUGAGAAUGACUAUUGUGGGAGGAAAUGUAUAAUUUCCCCUCAAAUGCUCGCUGCCAAGUCGUAUUAUAAUGCCAUGGUAGCACUAAAAGCAAGUCUAUUUAAUCAUAAUAUCUCAAACAUGCAUAAAACUGAGAUAUUCCAGACAGAUAUAAGGUCUCCGAUCACACCUUAGUGUGUGAGCAGUCAAUUCAUAGAUGCUGUGUGUGUGUGUUCAUCAUUUUAAUGCAAAUGUACUGUAGCAGGUUUGGAUUACAGCAUUUCUUAAGGAAACUGAUAUUUUUCAACAUCUGCAAGGCCAGUUUUUUUCUGAAGCAGAAAGGAGCCAAUUAAAUGUGCAUUUAUACUAGACAACACA